AUGUUUUUGAGGAUAACAACGAAUGAUUCAAACAAAGAAAAUAAGGAAAAAAAUUUAAGAGAUGAGUUUUUUAACCAUGUCUUAAAAUGGAAUCCUGAUUGGUUUCGGAACAAAAAGUAUCAAAAACAACUUCCUGAUGUUGUGAAUAACAUUAAAUUAACUCCAACAAAAUUACAUUACAAAAAUGUUGAUGAAUAUCAACAAGUGAUGUUUCCUCAACUGAUACAUGAAUAUUGGUGUACGUUACAAAAAGAUUAUGAAGCACAUUUCAAAGACAAAAGAUGCGAAGAAAUUCUAGUUGAAAUACAUGAUAAACCUUCGCUCCAAAAUCUGCUCGUUGUCAAUCAUUUUACGAGGUCAACUUGUUGUUUUAGUGAUAAUAAACAAGAAUGUACUCAUCCUCGAACAGGAGAUUUAGUGGAACUUUUUAUAAAUCGAAAUAAAUAUUUCGCAUACGUUACAAGCAAAAUUGACGUUUCUAUCACAAAGAAUUUAUACCAAGGUAGAUUUCAAUCUGCUACCAUUGUUUCAAUUACAUUUUUAGAACCAAGUUUAGGCAUGAUUGACGGACUAAACUGUUUGGGAACUUUCCCAUUAUGUAAAUCAAUUUUAUCUCCGAAUGCUGAACAGUAUCGUAUGCCAUCACAAUUAAAACUUCAAUUGUCUGAUAUUGCUACAAAAGCAAAUCCUAAUCCAUCACAGUUAAAAGUAAUAUCAGGGAUUAUUGAAGCUAUAGAACAAGGAACACCUAAAAUAUGUUUAGUUCAGGGACCUCCAGGAACAGGAAAAUCAAAUACAAUUGUAAAUCUUAUUGCAUCAAUGAUAAAAAGAAACGAAAAUAUUCGAUUUUUGGUUUGUGCGGCAUCUAAUAAAGCCGUAGAUUCAUUGGCUUUACAGUUGAUAAAAAUAAAGCCUACUCUGGAAGGUCAAAAUAUUCCUUUUCUAGUAGUCCGUGUUGGUAAUAGAGAAAAAAUUGAUGAAGGCGUAAAGGGCAUUUUAUUAGAAACACUAGCGGAUCAAAUACGCAGAAAAAAUAUGUCCUUCGAAGAAACAAAUGAAAAAAACAAAGAAACUAUACUGAUGAAUUCCCAAGUUAUUACCAGCACAUUAGCGUCCUGUUAUACAAAAAGUUGCAUGCGCAAAUUUUUCAGUGAAAAUUCAUUAUCUGAAAAAUUAGUCUGCAUUAUUGAUGAAGCUGCACAGGCCAAUGAACUACUUACUCUGAUUCCUCUUUUAUUGGGAGUGAAAUUUCUUUUCCUAGUUGGAGAUCAUCAACAGUUGGAACCAGUAGUUUUAUCUCAAACGGCUAAACGUUAUGGUUAUAAUUCAUCAUUAUUUGCUCGUGCACAAAAAAUUUUUAGAGAGGAAAAAAAAAAUCCAAUUGCUGUGUUGGAUACUCAAUAUCGAAUGGAGAAAUCUAUUUCAUGCUGGCCAAACAAGUAUUUCUACCAGAGCCGUUUAAAAGAUGCUGCUUUAACAAAUUCAUUAGAAUUAUUUGAUAAUUUGAAACGAGAUUUUGGGUUUAAAGUUGAAAAAAAUAAAGAUAUCGAAGUAAAUACGGUUGACAGCUUUCAAGGAUCUGAAAGGGAUAUUAUUAUUAUGUCAUGUGUUCGAAGCCAUGAAUUAGGAUUCACGGGAAAUCCGAAUAGAUUAAAUGUUAGUAUAACUAGAGCCAAACAUACGUUGAUUAUGUUGGGAAAUUUUCAAGCAUUCGAAAGAAAUAGUAUGUGGUCAAACCUUAUUCGAAAUGCUGAACAACGAAAUGUUUUGGUACAUAUAAAUGAUGAUAACGCAGAAUCUAUAUUCGAAAAAGAAAUAAACUGA
Messenger RNA from Chelonus insularis, 1824 nucleotides. RefSeq names its product regulator of nonsense transcripts 1 homolog. Gene Ontology annotation, molecular function: helicase activity. The coding region runs from base 1 to 1824 and encodes 607 amino acids. The record is from RefSeq and is a predicted model, not a curated record. The transcript has 10 exons. Lineage: Eukaryota; Metazoa; Arthropoda; Insecta; Hymenoptera; Braconidae.